Messenger RNA from Patiria miniata (bat star), 577 nucleotides. RefSeq lists its product as uncharacterized. The transcript is spliced from 5 exons. The record is from RefSeq and is a predicted model, not a curated record. Bases 176 to 577 code for a protein of 133 amino acids. Lineage: Eukaryota; Metazoa; Echinodermata; Asteroidea; Valvatida; Asterinidae.
GAAAUGCGUUGGGUAGAUGAUCGCUGUACGAUAUCUGGUUGAAUUUCACAGAUUUGCAAGCCAAAGAAUAAUCUAUUAGGCUGUGGUGCUUGAAGGCAAGUAUUGGAAGCGAACUCUCAGCACAGUCAUCUGAGAAUACCAGAAGAGGAGGAUCUUCUGUCAAAAAAAAUUGCAGAUGAUGGAACCCUCUACUUCACUCAAUGGCCUACCAGAGCCUGAGUCGCCACGGCAUCAGCAGGAGUCCUUACAGCUGCAGCUUCAACAGCAGCAGCAGGAUACAUUGCCGUUUGGAGUGCAGCCAACUGACCAACUCCAAGCAUCGGUGGCAGGAGUGGAACAAUCAACUACCGCUCAGGAGGAAUCGCAAAGUAACAAUCGAACCACAAACCCGUUGACAUGGAAACAACAGCAAGGGUGGCUGGAUCAAAGUCAACCAUCAGAUGUCCCCUUAAAACCCUUAACAUCUAUGUCUGAUGCCCAGCCGGCGGAGAUAGCGCCUGCUCCUCUGGCUCCGUCCAGCUCCAGCAACACUGGCGGGCUCCCUGGUAAUGCUGCGCUGCAGACACAAGAAAUUUGA